AUGUGCGAGAUUAACCAGACGCAGAUCACAUACGUAAAACUACUCGGAUUUCGAGGUCUUUAUACAUUUAAAAUUCAAUUUUUUAUCUUAUUUCUACUAACAUACGUGCUGAUAUUCACUGGAAAUACUUUAAUAAUUAUUUUAGUGACAACUGUUGAUCAACUUAAAACUCCAAUGUACCUCUUUCUCAAGCACUUGGCUACGACUGAUGUCCUAAUGACCACCAGUGUGGUGCCCAUGACACUGGACAUCAUUGUCAAAGAUGAAGGAGAAAUAUCACUGGUUGGCUGCAUUAUUCAGCUUUACUGUUUUGCUAUUUUUGGUUGUUUGCAAAGUUUUCUUAUUGCUGUCAUGUCCUACGAUCGGUAUUUGGCCAUCUGCAACCCAUUACGGUAUUCAUCCCUUAUGAACCCCAAUGUCAUUUCUCCACUGAUCGUUGGGUUGUGGGUCUUAGUUAUUGUUUUAUUAUCAAGUGAAGUGAUUGGGUUAUUUCAAAUGAAUUACUGUGGACGGAAUUCUAUAGACCACUUUUUCUGUGAUUUCAGCCCAGUAGUUGAAUUGUCCACCUCGGACACUUCUGCGUUUAUGCUGCAUGAUUUUAUUAUUUCACUCUUCACAUUUGUUUUUCCAUUUGCUGUUAUUGUUAUUACAUACAUCUGCAUCAUAGUCACUAUUCUGAGGAUAUCUUCCACCUUUGGGCGAAGAAAAGCCUUCUCCACUUGUGGUACCCAUUUGUCCAUGGUUUGUGCUUAUUAUGGAACAAUAAUCAUUGUGUAUGUGGCCCAAGAUAGGUCAACGGGCACAAAUAAAUAUAGAUCCCUCUUGUACACUGUGGUGUCUCCAUUGAUGAAUCCGAUCAUAUACAGCUUGAGAAACCAUGAAAUCAAGAGCGCUCUACAAAAAGUGCUGGCUGACUUUAAGGUCAACAAAUAACGUAACUUUUUUAA
Rana temporaria (common frog) is the source of this 947-nucleotide messenger RNA. Its product is annotated as olfactory receptor 510-like. Gene Ontology annotation, biological process: G protein-coupled receptor signaling pathway. NCBI's taxonomy places the organism in Eukaryota, Metazoa, Chordata, Amphibia, Anura, Ranidae. The transcript has a single exon. Bases 1 to 933 code for a protein of 310 amino acids. Gene Ontology annotation, cellular component: membrane. Gene Ontology annotation, molecular function: olfactory receptor activity; G protein-coupled receptor activity. The record is from RefSeq and is a predicted model, not a curated record.